This is a messenger RNA of Molossus molossus (Pallas's mastiff bat), 6081 nucleotides long. RefSeq names its product plexin A4 (gene PLXNA4). The record is from RefSeq and is a predicted model, not a curated record. Bases 290 to 6001 code for a protein of 1903 amino acids. Lineage: Eukaryota; Metazoa; Chordata; Mammalia; Chiroptera; Molossidae. The transcript is spliced from 32 exons. Gene Ontology annotation, molecular function: semaphorin receptor activity; protein binding. Gene Ontology annotation, biological process: regulation of GTPase activity; regulation of cell migration; negative regulation of cell adhesion. Gene Ontology annotation, cellular component: semaphorin receptor complex.
CUGGGACUGGGGUCCCGAGUCCUCUCAAAGGCUGCCUCGGAGUCUGGGACAGAGGUAGGGACUCUCCACUGCCUCGACUUUUCUGUCACAUCGCUCUGUUAUGUCCUUGGAGAGACUUCCCGCUGACUGCAGGUUACCCAGAGGUCCUCAAAGGAGAGUCAGGUUUUAUGCUCAGAUGAGAAGACCCAAGAAAGGCGCAGAUGCUCCAGGGACCCUCCGCCGCUGAGUCCUGGCCCUCCUAGGAGGACGCUUUGCCAGUGCUGCUGUGCCCCGGGGACCCGCGUCUGAGAUGAAAGCCAUGCCCUGGAACUGGACUUGCCUGCUGUCCCAUCUCCUGAUGGUAGGGAUGGGCUCCUCCACGCUGCUCCCCCGGCAGCCACCCCCACCGUCCCAGAAGCGGCCUUUUGUCACCUUUCGCGGGGAGCCAGCCGAGGGCUUCAACCACCUGGUGGUGGACAAGAGGACAGGGCACAUUUACCUGGGUGCUGUCAACCGCAUCUACAAGCUCUCUAGUGACCUGAAGGUCUUGGUGACCCACCAGACAGGGCCGGAUGAGGACAACCCCAACUGUUACCCACCCCGCAUCGUCCAGACGUGCAAUGAGCCCCUGGCCACCACCAACAACGUCAACAAGAUGCUCCUGAUCGACUACAAGGAGAACAGGCUGAUUGCCUGCGGGAGCCUGUACCAAGGCAUCUGCAAGCUCCUGAGGCUGGAGGACCUCUUCAAGCUGGGGGAGCCUUUCCACAAGAAGGAGCACUACUUGUCGGGGGUCAAUGAGAGCGGCUCUGUCUUCGGGGUGAUUGUCUCCUACAGCAACCUGGAUGACAAGCUGUUCAUCGCCACAGCGGUGGACGGGAAGCCAGAGUACUUCCCCACCAUCUCCAGCCGGAAGCUGACUAAGAACUCGGAAGCCGAUGGCAUGUUCGCUUAUGUCUUCCACGACGAGUUUGUGGCCUCGAUGAUUAAGAUCCCUUCGGACACCUUCACCGUCAUCCCCGACUUCGAUAUCUACUAUGUCUAUGGCUUCAGCAGUGGCAAUUUUGUCUACUUUUUGACGCUUCAGCCUGAGAUGGUGUCUCCCCCGGGCUCCACCACAAAGGAGCAGGUUUAUACAUCCAAGCUCGUGAGGCUCUGCCAGGAGGACUCCGCCUUCAACUCCUACGUGGAGGUGCCCAUUGGCUGCGAGCGCAGUGGGGUGGAGUACCGCUUGCUGCAGGCUGCCUACCUGUCCAAAGCGGGGGCCGUGCUCGCCCAGACCCUUGGAGUCCGUCCAGAGGACGACCUCCUCUUCACCGUCUUCUCCAAGGGCCAGAAGCGGAAAAUGAAAUCCCUGGAUGAGUCGGCCCUGUGCAUCUUCAUCUUGAAGCAGAUCAAUGAUCGCAUUAAGGAGCGGCUUCAGUCCUGCUACCGGGGCGAGGGCACGCUGGACCUGGCCUGGCUCAAGGUGAAGGACAUCCCCUGCAGCAGCGCGCUCCUAACGAUUGAUGAUAACUUCUGUGGCCUGGACAUGAACGCACCCCUGGGCGUGUCGGAGAUGAUCCGCGGCAUUCCUGUCUUCACGGAGGACAGGGACCGCAUGACUUCUGUCAUUGCUUAUGUCUACAAGAACCACUCUCUGGCCUUCGUGGGCACCAAAAGUGGCAAGCUGAAAAAGAUUCGGGUGGACGGGCCCAGGGGCAGCGCCCUCCAGUACGAGACCAUGCAGGUGGUCGACCCUGGCCCCGUGCUCCGGGACAUGGCCUUCUCCAAGGACCACGAGCAGCUGUACGUCAUGUCAGAGAGGCAGCUCACCAGAGUCCCUGUGGAGUCCUGUGGCCAGUAUGGGAGCUGCAGUGAGUGCCUGGGCUCGGGUGAUCCCCACUGCGGCUGGUGUGUGCUGCAUAACACGUGCACGCGGAAGGAGCGCUGUGCGCGGUCCAGAGAGCCCCACAGGUUUGCCUCUGAGAUGAAGCAGUGUGUCCGGCUGACCGUCCAUCCCAGCAACAUCUCUGUUUCUCAGUACAAUGUCCUGCUGGUCCUGGAGACAUACAACGUCCCGGAGCUGUCAGCUGGCGUCAACUGCACCUUCGAGGACCUGUCAGAGAUGGAUGGGCUGGUGGUGGGCAAUCAGAUCCAGUGCUACUCCCCGGCGGCCAAGGAGGUGCCCCGCAUCAUCACGGAGAACGGGGACCACCAUGUCGUCCAGCUGCAGCUCAAGUCCAAGGAGACAGGCAUGACCUUCGCCAGCACCAGCUUUGUCUUCUACAACUGCAGUGUCCACAGUUCGUGCCUGUCUUGUGUAGAGAGCCCAUUCCACUGCCACUGGUGUAAAUACCGACACGUCUGCACCCACGACCCCAAGACUUGCUCCUUCCAGGAAGGCCGCGUGAAGUUGCCUGAGGACUGCCCCCAGCUGCUGCAAGUGGACAAGAUCCUGGUGCCUGUGGAGGUGAUCAAGCCCAUCACUCUGAAGGCCAAGAACCUGCCCCAGCCACAGUCCGGGCAGCGUGGGUACGAAUGCAUUCUCAACAUCCAGGGCAGCGAGCAGAGGGUGCCUGCCCUGCGCUUCAACAGCUCCAGUGUGCAGUGCCAGAACACCUCCUAUUCCUACGAAGGGAUGGAGAUCAACAACCUGCCCGUGGCGCUGACGGUCGUGUGGAACGGGCACUUCAGCAUCGACAACCCAGCUCAGAACAAAGUUCACCUCUAUAAGUGCGGAGCCAUGCGGGAGAGCUGUGGCCUGUGCCUCAAGGCGGACCCAGACUUCCAGUGCGGCUGGUGCCAGGUCCCGGCCCAGUGCACCCUGCGGCAGCACUGCCCGGUCCACGAGAGCCAGUGGCUGGAGCUGGCAGGCGCCAACAGCAAGUGCACGAACCCCCGCAUCACGGAGAUAAUCCCAGUGACAGGCCCCCGGGAAGGGGGCACCAGGGUCACCAUCAGAGGAGAGAACCUGGGCCUGGAGUUCCGAGACAUCGCCUCGUAUGUCAAGGUGGCCGGUGUGGAGUGCAGCCCUUUGGUGGACGGCUACAUCCCUGCGGAACAGAUCGUGUGUGAGAUGGGGGAGGCCAAGCCCAGCCAGCACGCCGGCUUCGUGGACAUCUGCGUGGCCGUGUGUCGGCCCGAGUUCAUGGCCCGGUCCUCGCAGCUCUACUACUUCACGACGCUGACUCUCUCAGACCUGAGGCCCAGCCAGGGGCCCAUGUCCGGAGGCACCCAGGUGACCAUCACGGGCACGAACCUGAACGCGGGCAGCAAUGUGCUGGUGAUGUUUGGGAAGAAGCCCUGCCUCUUCCACAGGCGCUCCUCCUCCUACAUAGUCUGCAAUACCACGUCCUGGGCUGCGGCUGCGGCUGCGGCUGCGGCUGAGGCUGCGGAGCUGAAGAUGAAGGUGAUGGUGCAGGUGGACAGGGCCAAGAUCCACCGGGACCUGUUCUUCGAGUACAAGGAGGACCCCACCAUUGUGCGGAUUGAGCCGGAGUGGAGCAUCAUGAGUGGAAACACACCCAUCGCCGUGUGGGGGACCAACCUGAACCUCAUCCAGAACCCCCAGAUUCGUGCCAAGCACGGAGGGAAGGAGCACAUCAAUCUCUGCGAGGUUCUGAACUCGACGGAGAUGACCUGCCAGGCUCCGGCCCUCGCGCUGGGGCCCGACCACCAGUCCGACCUGACCGAGAGGCCCGAGGAGUUCGGCUUCAUCCUGGACAACGUCCAGUCCCUGCUGAUCCUCAACAAGACCAAUUUCACCUACUACCCCAAUCCCGUGUUUGAGGCCUUCGGUCCCUCGGGGAUCCUGGAGCUCAAGCCUGGCACCCCCAUCAUCCUAAAGGGCAAGAACCUGAUCCCACCGGUGGCCGGGGGCAACGUGAAGCUGAAUUACACCGUGCUGGUUGGGGAGAAGCCGUGUGCCGUGACGGUGUCCGAUGUGCAGCUGCUCUGCGAGUCGCCCAACCUCAUCGGCAGGCACAAAGUGAUGGCCCGCGUCGGCGGCAUGGAGUUCUCCCCGGGGAUGGUGCACAUCGCCUCCGACAGCCCGCUCAGCCUGCCCGCCAUCGUCAGCAUCGCCGUGGCAGGCGGCCUCCUGAUCAUCUUCAUCGUGGCCGUGCUCAUCGCCUACAAGCGCAAGUCCCGCGAGAGCGACCUCACGCUGAAGCGGCUGCAGAUGCAGAUGGACAACCUGGAGUCCCGCGUGGCCCUGGAGUGCAAGGAAGCCUUUGCCGAGCUGCAGACGGACAUCCAUGAGUUGACCAGUGACCUGGACGGAGCCGGGAUUCCCUUCCUGGACUACAGAACCUACACCAUGCGGGUGCUGUUCCCGGGCAUUGAAGACCAUCCAGUCCUCCGGGACCUCGAGGUGCCGGGCUACAGGCAGGAGCGAGUGGAGAAGGGCCUGAAGCUCUUCGCCCAGCUCAUCAACAACAAGGUGUUCCUGCUGUCCUUCAUCCGCACCCUGGAGUCGCAGCGCAGCUUCUCCAUGCGCGACCGCGGCAACGUGGCCUCGCUCAUCAUGACGGUGCUGCAGAGCAAGCUGGAGUACGCCACCGACGUGCUGAAGCAGCUGCUGGCCGACCUCAUCGACAAGAACCUGGAGAGCAAGAAUCACCCCAAGCUGCUGCUCCGGAGGACUGAGUCGGUGGCCGAGAAGAUGCUGACCAACUGGUUCACCUUCCUGCUCUACAAGUUCCUCAAGGAGUGUGCCGGGGAGCCCCUGUUCUCGCUGUUCUGCGCCAUCAAGCAGCAGAUGGAGAAAGGGCCCAUCGACGCCAUCACGGGGGAGGCCCGCUACUCCCUGAGUGAGGACAAGCUCAUCCGCCAGCAGAUUGACUACAAGACCCUGGUCCUGAGCUGUGUCAACCCCGACAACGCCAACAGCCCCGAGGUCCCGGUGAAGAUCCUCAACUGUGACACCAUCACUCAGGUCAAGGAGAAGAUUCUGGACGCCAUCUUCAAGAACGUGCCGUGUUCGCACCGGCCCAAGGCCGCGGACAUGGACCUGGAGUGGCGACAAGGAAGUGGGGCGAGGAUGAUCCUGCAGGACGAAGACAUCACCACCAAGAUUGAGAACGACUGGAAGAGGCUGAACACCCUGGCCCAUUACCAGGUUCCGGACGGCUCCGUGGUGGCUUUAGUGUCCAAGCAGGUGACAGCGUACAACGCAGUGAACAACUCCACAGUCUCCAGGACCUCAGCAAGUAAAUAUGAAAACAUGAUCCGGUACACGGGCAGCCCCGACAGCCUCCGCUCGCGCACGCCCAUGAUCACCCCCGACCUGGAGAGCGGGGUCAAGAUGUGGCACCUGGUGAAGAACCACGAGCACGGGGACCAGAAGGAAGGUGACCGAGGGAGCAAGAUGGUGUCUGAAAUCUAUCUGACACGACUCCUGGCCACCAAGGGCACGCUGCAGAAGUUCGUGGACGACCUCUUUGAGACCAUCUUCAGCACAGCGCACCGCGGCUCGGCCCUGCCCUUGGCCAUCAAGUACAUGUUCGACUUCCUGGAUGAGCAGGCUGACAAGCAUGGCAUCCACGACCCGCACGUCCGCCACACCUGGAAAAGCAACUGCCUGCCCCUGCGCUUCUGGGUCAACAUGAUCAAGAACCCCCAGUUUGUGUUCGACAUCCACAAGAACAGCAUCACCGACGCCUGCCUGUCCGUGGUGGCCCAGACCUUCAUGGACUCCUGCUCCACGUCGGAGCACCGGCUGGGCAAGGACUCGCCCUCCAACAAGCUGCUCUAUGCCAAGGACAUCCCCAGCUACAAGAACUGGGUGGAGAGGUACUAUUCAGACAUCGGGAAGAUGCCGGCCAUCAGCGACCAGGACAUGAACGCGUACCUGGCCGAGCAGUCCCGGAUGCACGUGAACGAGUUCAACACCAUGAGCGCGCUCUCGGAGAUCUUCUCCUACGUGGGCAAGUACAGCGAGGAGAUCCUCGGACCUCUGGACCACGAUGACCAGUGUGGGAAGCAGAAACUGGCCUACAAACUAGAACAAGUCAUAACCCUCAUGAGCUUAGACAGCUGAGACCCGUCCUCCAGCCCCCCUGGAGGGAGGGACACACCAAGCCGUGCCUCAGUCUAGAUGAUCAUCUUUACCAAGUGCAA